Molecule: messenger RNA, 674 nt
Organism: Cervus elaphus (red deer)
Lineage: Eukaryota; Metazoa; Chordata; Mammalia; Artiodactyla; Cervidae
Exons: 3
Coding region: 30-674 (214 amino acids)
Biological process (GO): virion assembly
Source: RefSeq, a predicted model, not a curated record
GAAUAGAGGAAGUAGGGGUGAGCAGGAUCAUGGGGAACCUUCAUCUACUGUACAGGCACUCCCCGUCCGGGUGGGACCAGCUAACCCGGACGGAGAGCGAACCUAGCAAUACUGGCCCUUUUCCCAUUUUGUUCACUCAUAACCCCACCUGGGAUGAUUGCCAGCAGCUGUUGCAGGUGCUCUUCAACACGGAAGAACGGGAGCGAAUCCUGGCAGAGGCGCAGAAACGGGUCCCGGGGGUCGAUGGGAGACCAACCACCCAGCCUCAUCUCGUGGACGAGGGGUUUCCUCUGUUGCGGCCUAACUGGGAUUUUGAGCGAGUGGAAGGUCGACGGGAUCGGGCCCUAGGUUCACUGCAAUCACGUGCGGCAAGCCACCCCAGAAGAACAGGAGAAGAUGCAAGCAGAAUGGGAGGAGACAGCCCCAGACCGUCACUUCUCAUCUGUCCCUGCAGAAUCAGACUGAAAAUUCCUGAGAGCCUUCAACUCAAGUGCAGUCCUCAGUUCAGCUCCUCCUACAUCCCGUUCCCAGCCUUUCUCUCAGGCCAACCUAGAUUCUACCGAACCAAUUUCUCUCUGAACAAUGAAAGCUGUACAACAUGGCUGCUCUCUGACUACAAACUCACAGAAGUGAAUGGAGAACAAAAUACGUCAUUCAGUACUGUAAUCUCGUGA